Molecule: messenger RNA, 2026 nt
Organism: Owenia fusiformis
Lineage: Eukaryota; Metazoa; Annelida; Polychaeta; Sabellida; Oweniidae
Source: the annotation of a GenBank genome assembly
GUAGCAUGAAUAUUUUUAUUUUCCAUUCGAGUUGACAUGUUGAACCUUACCGAUUGUUUCCCUACAUCUGAAGAUAUCAUGCCGCCAAAGAACAGCAGGGGAAAGGGAGACGUCUCCGAGAGGUCAUACAGAUACACCUAGAAUUGAAGCAUGCCUGUUUCAGCAGAUAUAAAUAAAGCAUGUGCAAUCGAAUACAACAAAAGUUUAAGAAAAUGCAUUUAGACCAAUAAUCAAGCUGUUUGGGCCAUCAACCUUGACCGUUUCAAUAAGUAAACUACAUGUGUUACUGCAAUAUAUAAAAGGCGAUGUCAUUGAUAGAGGGGAUAGGAGAUGAGGUCCUUGUGUUAUUUGCAGUCCUUUCAGUCCUGCUUUUAGCCAUUGUUGCAUGGGUCUCCACUAGCGUAGCAGACCUACCCUUUGUUAGUGUCAUCAUAUUUGAGAGAAGACAAGCACAGCAAACAGAUGAUACCACUGAACAAGUAAAUGAAGAAAAUUUGAAUACUGAAACAGUUGGAACUGAGAAUAAUGUAACAGAAAAUGAUGCAACCGAUAACCAUGAAGAAGUAGCUCAGGAUGUGGAGGAAGAGGUUAAUCAUGCCAAUGGUUCUGUUGAGCAUGAGAUAAUUGAUGGAUCAAAUAUUGAGGAUGUUAAAUUUGAGAAGGAAUCAAAUAGUGAGGACAUAAACAUAGAUAACGAUUCAAAUAUUGAGGACAAUGAAUCAAAUAUUGAAUCAUGCGAGAUUGCAGAACCGCCACAAAAUGAAAGUGAAUUGAGGCAAAGGAGAGUGGAAUUUUUUAGUCAGAAUGCAUCUGCAAGUAUACAAAGUCCUACUCUAGCUCCUCAAGCAGAUAAAACUGAAGCAGAAUCCACUCAAAACAAACAAGAUAGACAAAAUGUAACACCCACAACAAUAGCUGCCCCAACCAGUGAGAACAGUGAAAGAACAGCAUCAAGCAUUAAUAAUGAAAAUGCUAGUUUUGAAGAUGGAAUACCAGAAGGACAUAUAAAAGUUCGAAUUAAAUACCUAGAUGAACGUCAACGACAAGUAUUUGCCAAGCCUGAAACAACAAUUCAAAAUUUUCGACGUGACCAUUUCCCAGGUGAGCUGGCAGAAAAUAAAUUGGUGCGAUUCAUAUUCAAUGGUCAGGAACUGCGCAAUGACCUGGCAACCUUAGAGGCUUACAACAUUCAAGACAACAGUGCGAUCCAUUGUCUCUUAUCAGACCCACAACGGCAGAAUGAUGAACUUGUUUACCAAGAUCAGGCAGAAAUAGACUUAAGUGCGCUGAUGUUGCCUUUAUUUGGUGUUAUACUUGGUCUUGUGUGGUAUUGUCGUGUCAUGUACAGAAACUAUUUUAAUGCUACAUCAACGUUAGCCCUGGGUGGAAUAUCGAUGCUAUAUGCUUUUGCUUUGGCCUCAACAUUUAGGACAUUAAGACAACAUGAACCGCCACAUGUUCAUGUUCAUGCAGAGUGAAUGGUUCAUGAACCACCACAGAUAGAAGUUCAACUUGGAGCAAAUAACAAAUUUUGCUAACAGAGACAAUAUAUAAGUAUUUAUAUGUAUUGCACAAUAAUAAGAUUAUAUGCACUUUUUGUUUGUCAAAGUGUAUGUAUUAAAAUAAUUUAUAGUAUGUACAGUAUCACCAGUUACAAAAUGAUUCAUAAUUUCUGAAAGUUACUAAAACUUGACAAUAGACUUCAUUGAUAUGAAUUCAUGUGCUGUAGAAUAGGGCAUUGGAUCUCAUAUUUCACUUGAAUAUUCAAGGAUUGUUAUAUGCCUAUUUUUAAAGUCUCAAGUGAGACCAUUUGCUUUUUCCAGUACUUGUAAGUUCUGAUUAUUCCUGAACAUUUCGUGAAUUGAAAUUUAUUUUUGAAGUUUCUGUCUAUUCUAACAUAAUUAUGUAAUAUGAGGGAAAGGAAAGACACAUGUAUGAUUUAGAAGGUAAAUCAUGUAUGGUGAUGAAGUCUUGUUAAAUCAUGACUGACUAAUUUUAGUGUAAUAAAUCUUAAUCAGAUAAUACA